Molecule: messenger RNA, 4481 nt
Organism: Dendronephthya gigantea
Lineage: Eukaryota; Metazoa; Cnidaria; Anthozoa; Malacalcyonacea; Nephtheidae
Product: malignant fibrous histiocytoma-amplified sequence 1 homolog
Exons: 11
Coding region: 835-3996 (1053 amino acids)
Biological process (GO): signal transduction
Molecular function (GO): protein binding
Source: RefSeq, a predicted model, not a curated record
UUGGCUGUUAUAGACCAACCACAUUUAUACCACAUUGUAAAUGUUCCAAAUUGUUUGAAAAAUGUUUCGUGAGGGUGAUGGUAGGUUAAUGGUGGGAAACAAAAGCGUUCUUGUUUCAUUUUUUGGUGUAUUACGAACACUUCUAGUCUUCGAAAUUUUCGGUAAAAUAUGUGUCCUUGGAUACCCCUUGGAUAAGUCGAUUGUGGCGAAGAAUUGCAAAACUUAAUGAAUGCUCAGCUGCUGAGUCAGGUAUGAAAGAAGUUGGAGUCGCGCCUGCCUUGCACCCUGGCCCUCCGUUCGUGGGUUCUCGUGGGUCGUGGGGCGCGGUGUAUUCGUUAAAGCUCCUUGAAGAUGAUUGUUAAACAAUCGCAAGUAAGGUAAUCGUUUUAUAUCCUAGUACACAAGCUUCGAUACUCUGGGAAACUUGAACAUAAAUUAGCAUAAUUUGCUCGCAAUAUUUGACGUCAUUUGCGUCAUUUUCGACACUUCCCGUCCAGCAAUCGUUUUUCUCCGAACGAGGAACGAGAACAAUACGAGUGUUGCCGAUUGAGAUGGGAUGCAAACAUGCCAAGUUUCAAAGAAUUCUACGGACGUUUGAGCAAGAUGUCUUUUCUUCCUCCAUGCACGAGAUAAGCGAAACUCAUUAUGCACGGAUGAUUUGAAGGCAACUUCCUUAGGGCUUGAACUUAAAAGUUACUUUUUCGCGACCCCCUAUGAUGUGUUUAUGUGAAUAUUCCCAAUAUAGUGUUGACUGGGUUUUAUGACACUUUGCAACAAGUUGUUUUAUUAUUAAUAUGUUCAUCUUUCAAAGUUCAUGAUAUAAACUUUUUCAUCAUGGCAGAGGAAGAUGAUGAUUUUCAAUUUAUAUAUAACAAUUUCCCCCCGGAUCCUCCUGAAAUAGAUGAAGGUGACAAGGUUACCUGCGAUUUAACAAGGUUCGAUGCACCUCCACAGUUUCCAUUCAGCGUGUGUUCACGUCAAGACCUUCAAGUUCUAAAGCUCUUCGUUGAUAAUUUUCCCUUCAUCCCAAAGGAGCUCGGGAACUUGGUUAACCUAGAACACCUUGUUCUUUGUCGAUGUGAAAAUGAAGUAGAUCCUGACGCACGGUGCAUUAAAAUCCCUUGCACUCUGAAGAAUUUAAAAAACCUGAGAGUUCUUGAUUUACGGAACAAUCCGCUGGGAACCUUUCCGCAACAGAUUACCGAGUUACUGAAUUUGGAAGAACUUCAUCUCAGCAACUGCACACUGCUUGGUGUUCCCGAUGAGUUAGCACUACUUCAAAGUCUAAAAACUUUAGACCUGAGUAGCAAUAUGUUUAGCACCCUACCAAUUGCAAUAACCCAGCUUCGCAAUCUUAAUAUAUUAUAUCUCAGUGAUGGUCAGCUGCAGAGUCUUUGUGGCGAAAUAAAAAAUUUGGUCAACUUAGAAAGACUUCAGUUGACCAAUAACAAUCUGAGCUCAUUACCUGAAGGUCUGUUCGAACUGGUCAACUUGAAGAAAUUGUACCUAAAUAGCAACAAGUUGACCUCACUUCAUGAGAAUGUCGCAAAUCUCGUGAAGUUGGAGUACCUUGUCUUAAACCAAAACAAGCUGACAAAGAUUCCAGAAAGCAUUGGAAAGCUAAAAGAGUUGCGUUAUCUCAACCUCCACGAGAACAUGUUGUACAAACUUCCCGAAGAGAUUACAAAUCUGAAACAAAUUGAGACACUUUUGAUUGACAAUAACCCACUGCAAAACCCACCUGUUCAAGUUUGCAAUCAGGGUAUUCAAAGCAUAUGUAAUUACUUUCAAGCGAAGAAGAACACAAAAAACAUUCAUGCAAAACGUCUGAAGGUUGUAGUCCUUGGUGAAUCAAUGGCAGGAAAGUCAAGCGUUGUGAAUGCAUUAAUCAAAUGUGACCCGACCGAGAUCAAAGAAGAUGACCGAACAUUCGGUGUUGUGUUCUUCCACUGGAAACCUGAGCCUCACGUGGAUGAACUUGAACUCAUGGUCGUCGAUUGUGCUGGGCAGAGAAAAUAUCAGAUGACCCACCAGCUCUUUUUGUCUGAAGGGGCUCUGUUCAUUUUAGCAGUGGAUCUGUUUCGCUUUAUCUUCGAAGAUGAAAAGUGUUACCAAGAGAAUAUUGGUCAGUGGAUAUCCAUGGUUGCAGCCCGCAUACCCAGGGCCAGGAUUUUGAUCGUUCCCACUCACAUCGACGAAUGUAAAAAUGAAGAGGAGAUUGAUCUGAAGUGUCGAAAUAUUUUGACCUACCUGAAAGAGCAACGUCAGGAAAUGGUCAGAGAGAUUGAGGAAAAAAGCAAACAUAUAAAGAAGACGGAAGGUCGUUGCAUUCCUUCAGAAGAACUUGCGAAGAUACUGGAACAACACAGGGAACAAAAAGACAAUUUGCCCAUCAUUUCACUAGAGUACAAGGAUGCCAACGACAACCGUGGUGCCUGGAACGAGUUGAAAAUGAACGUGAUUCCUGUAAGCAACACUAGCCUCGAAGGAACGCCUCUUUUAAGACAAGAAUUAGUAAGAAUUGCUCGCAACAAGACCCUCUCCCCAAAUGUCGACAUCGAUCUUCCUGAAUCGUGGGUAAACAUAGAGAAAGAGAUAAAGAAAUGCCGAAAAAACGAAGAUAUUCCCUGGUUGUCCAUUGCGAAGCUGAAAGAUGUUCUAAACGAACAGGGUAUGGAUGUCAAUGAGGGAGAGUUGCAAUCCUGUGUAAGCUAUCUUCAUGCGAUUGGAGAGCUGCAGUAUUUCAAGGAUAUUUCUGGUUUGGAGAAAAACGUGAUCAUCAAUCCGUACUGGCUGGGUUCAGUUCUGAGGCAGUUGUUUCGACAUGAUAUGGAAGAAUAUCUGAAUUACAACGAGUGUAGUCGAAAUCUGGGCGUCUUUCCACAGCAAUUCGCCUUGGAUAAGAUGGUGUUGUUAAACAGUGGGGUGAUGUCACAAGUUCUUCUAAAAUGCAUAUGGUCAAAAUUUCUUGAUGACUCGGAUACGAUAUUUCCUCAGUUAUUGACAAUGCUAGCUCAUUUUGGUUUAGCAUGUGAGAUACCAGCCGCGGUCAAUGACUUGGAUACACCUGACGGGUCUCCGCCCCCUCCGUGCUAUUUAGUUCCAUGGUUUUUUAAACAUAGCCGCCCCAGGUCCAUGAGCAAUGAUUGGCCUUCGCUGACCCCCCGUAACCAGAUUGAAGUGACGGUUGGUUUUGCGCUUCUACGAUAUCUCCCGUUUGGCUUGUUUGAGCGAUUCAGCGUGCUGUGCCAUAGACACGAACCACAAGACUACGAGCAUUGGCAGAAUGGAUUCUACAUGAAGUUUGACAGCGUUUUAAUACACAGCAAUAUCUUCUCCGUUAAGAAAUGCGAAACGCUGAAAGUGUGUGCAAGGGCACCGAAAGAUAAACUUGAUGAUUUGUGGCGGACAUUGUUAAUAUUAUUAGAGGAAGUUCAGAAACUGUUAAACGAGUGGCCUGGUAUGAAUUACAAGAGAAUCUCCCUCUGUCCAGGGUGUAUUAGACGCGAAGCAUCGCAACCUUAUCAUUUUUACUGCGACUGGUUCAAAGUCCAUAAAAGAAAGACAGAGAAGACUGUUUGCCGAAAUAAAAUUGAUGAUAUAUCACAUGAGGUUCGACUGGAUCAUUUGUUCCCAUCCGAAGAUGUACUAAAUUGUUACCGCAAUCCCAGGGUGGAAUAUUCUGAUGAGAUUCCAGAUUGCAUCGUAGAAGAAGAUCUGUUUGAUACGAUUGCGCUGAGUGUUGGCACAGAUUGGACGUAUUUGGCACGUACGUUGGGCACGAAGCUUGUUCGGGUGAACAGCAUAAAAGAGGAAAAAAGAGGAAAUAUACGUGAGCAGGCUGUUGAGAUGCUGAGAGAAUGGAAACAAAGACUUGGUAGCGAGGCGAAAGUGAAAGUUAUUAUCACUGCGCUGAGAAAAAUGAAAUUAAACGAGGUCGCCGAUUCUGUUGUGCAACAGACUCGAGCAAGUGAACAUUCCGAGAAAUCUCAGUGAUGCUCUGAACGAAGACACACCUGCAGGAAUUCUAUUUUCACCAUGAGGAAAAAUUCCAACAGUUCAGAAGAACCAACAUUGAGAUAACUUUACACAGUUAUCAAUUUUGGCACUCGUGAAGAAUUAUGAGUGGUGGGGGGGGGUCUCCCCCCAAGCUGGUCAGCAAUGAGGGGCAAGCCCUGUCGAGCUUCAACCUUCAAAUGAAACAACCUUCGGUAAUGAGAAAGGUUAUGCGAAUGAUUUCGAUAAUUUCUUCCCAUAUAGUUCUUAUGUUGGCUUUGAAAAAGAGCCCAGAAACACUAGAAUUAUAAUAAGUAGGAAAAUAACCCAGGCGUUGAAUACGCUAUUUUUUAAAUGAAUUUUUUUUAUUUUUCCGAGAUGAAAAGGAAAGUUAAACUGUAUAUUCACAAUAAUUUUUCAACUACUUUUUACUGCAAAUGUACACAACUCGUUUAAAAUAGUAAAUAAAAGCGCUUCAAUUCAUA